AUGUGUUUUGCAGAGACGAAAAUCAACACGAGGACGAUGGGCUGUUUUCCGGGUGACAGCGUGGUGACGACUGGCGCGGGAGUGAAGAAGCAGAUGAAGGACCUGCGGGUCGGCGAGUCGGUACUGGCGCUGUCCAACGACGGUCUGCUCCGGCCUAGCGAAGUGCUGUUGUUCCUGGACCGUAACGUGACGGCGCGGACAGAGUACGUGACGCUGGUGACGGACACGGGCAAGUCGAUAACGGCGACGCCCACGCACCUGGUGCUCCGGUGGGAGAAACCGGAACGGUCGCAGAUCCGAUACGCCAACCCGGUGUACGCGAAAAGGGUGCGCGUCAACGACACGCUACUGACGGUGAUCAACGGGGACCGCGGUCAGCUACGACUGCGCGCGGAGCGCGUGGUCGCAGUCAGCCGCACCGAGAAAAUCGGACUUUACGCGCCACUCACGGUCGACGGCACCGUGGUCGUGGACGACGUCGUGGCGUCGUGUUACGCCGUCAUCGACAGCCAGUGGCUGGCGCACCUGGCGUUCCUGCCUGUCCGCGCGUUGGCCGCCGUCCGGACGUCCCUGUACAGCCUCGUCUGGCGGCUGGGCCAUCCGCUGCACGCCGCGCCGUCACUGUCGCCGGUGAUCGACGCGGUACAGCCAGCCGACGGCAUACACUGGUACCCGCGGAUGCUGUACGCCAUAUCCGACUACGCAAUACCAGCCAGUUGGAUGGACACUCACUGA
This is a messenger RNA of Macrosiphum euphorbiae (potato aphid), 735 nucleotides long. NCBI's taxonomy places the organism in Eukaryota, Metazoa, Arthropoda, Insecta, Hemiptera, Aphididae. The record is from the annotation of a GenBank genome assembly.